Messenger RNA from Kwoniella botswanensis, 2016 nucleotides. RefSeq lists its product as uncharacterized. Gene Ontology annotation, cellular component: trans-Golgi network. The record is from RefSeq and is a predicted model, not a curated record. The transcript has 16 exons. Gene Ontology annotation, molecular function: serine-type carboxypeptidase activity. Bases 1 to 2016 code for a protein of 671 amino acids. NCBI's taxonomy places the organism in Eukaryota, Fungi, Basidiomycota, Tremellomycetes, Tremellales, Cryptococcaceae. Gene Ontology annotation, biological process: apoptotic process; proteolysis.
AUGCCGUUCGAAUUACGCUCUGAGAUCGGAGUUCCUACCCAUUUCGACUUUAUCGCUCGUAACAAUGCUGCUCUGCUGAACAGCUCGUCGACGGGAGAGAGCUCCGCAGCUGCUCAUAAGAGGAAGAGAGAUAGUGAAGAGGAAAGACAGCUGGCUAACAGGUUACCAACGGCUGCAGAACUCUUCGUACCUUCUUUACCAGGUAUACCUAAUCUAGCUACUCAUCCUACUCAUCCUCUACACUUAUAUGCUGGGGAGAUCCCCUCGUACCCCGGUGAAGGCCAAGGUGGUGGUGAAGGUGCAACUGGGAAGGAUGCAAAGUUAUUCUUUAUGAUGGCCAAAGCAAGACGAUCAGCUGGGAAACAAAGGUUAUUGUUCUGGUUCAACGGUGGACCGGGUUGUUCGUCUUUCGAUGGAUCUUUAAUGGAAGUAGGGCCUUUCCGGACUGUACCAGCAUCAGAGACUGAGUCGGGUAAAGUAGAAGUGAAACUGGUUGAUGGGGGUUGGGAAGAAUAUGCGAAUGUCGUUUUCGUGGAUCAACCUCCCGGUACUGGGUUUUCUUAUGUACCUACCAACGGAUAUCUACAUGAAUUGGAUCAAGGAGCCGCCCAUCUCAUCAAAUUCUUACAAAACUUCUAUACUAUCUUUCCCGAAUUCGCUGGUGUCGAUACCUACCUUGCCGGAGAAUCUUUCGCAGGUCAAUAUAUACCUUAUUUCGCCGACGCAAUCUUGAAAUCCAAUGUCUUGCAGAACUUCCCCUUAAAAGGUAUCGCCAUAGGAAACGGUUGGAUAGAUCCCAAACAGCAAUAUCCUGGUUAUGCAGAUUUCGCUUAUGAGAAGGGGUUGAUCAAGCAGGGUACACCGGAGGCGGAAAAGCUGGAUGCAGCAUUAAAAGCCUGUGAAGCUUCGAUGGAGAAGUACACAGAUCCGUACAAAACCCCUUCGAAUAUCAAUCAUUGUGGUGAAGUGAUGGAUUCAGUAACGGACAGUUACGUUCAAGAGUUGAACGGGAAGAAAGUCUGCAUGAAUGUAUAUGACGUUCGCUUGGUAGAUGAUUGGCCUGCAUGCGGUAUGAAUUGGCCACCUGAUUUAUCAGAUGUGUAUACUUUUUUGAGACGAGACGAUGUGAUAUCAGCAUUACAUGCGAAAGAAAAAGAAACAGCAUGGGUAGAAUGUGAUAACAAAGUAUCAGCCGAAUUACAUCUACGAAAUUCCCCAGCGUCAGUCGCCUUGUUACCUGGGAUAUUGGAAAAGGGAGUACCGAUAUUAAUGUUUGCCGGAACGGAAGAUUUGAUAUGUAAUUAUAAAGGUAUAGAGAGGAUUGUUGACAAUUUGAUUUGGGAAGGUCAGCAAGGUAUGGGUAAUGCAACGGUACAGAAAUGGUAUUUGAAUGAUACGCAGGUGGGGACUUGGCAAUCAAGUAGAGGAAUGCAAUUCGCUCAAGUCUUUGAUUCUUCGCAUAUGGUUGGAUUCGAUGUACCCCACGUUACAAACGAUAUGAUCAUGCGAUUCAUGGAUGUCGACUUGGCCCUUCUUCCAGGUUUAGCUGCUCAGUCUUCAUCUCGAUUAGGCGAUGUGCAAAGAGUGGCUGUUAGCAUCGGCGCAAGUGCAGCAGCUGGUAUGCCGUUGUUGAAAGGUGGAGCGACAGAUUGGGAUGCAUGGUACAAUAUCAUUUCAGCCCUUUUGAUCCUUUUCAUACUCAUAUCAAUCGUUGCGAUAUACUUCUAUUUCAGAAGACGAGGUGCCUUACGAAGAUCCAGGAUGGGCCUGGGAUUUCCCAGAGAGGACGGAGGUGAUUUAUCGGAGAGAAUACCACUAGGAUCCGAAAGAGUUGAAUUGGAUGAUAUCGAACGUGCUGAGAGGUACAAUGAGGAAUAUCUUGAUGGUGAUGUGCAGGAUCAGGAGAGGAGGAAGAGAAAAGGUAAAGGUAAAGGAAAAGAGAGGUAUGAUGAGGAUGAAGAGGAUGUAAAAGGAGAGACGGUCUUUGCGCUUGGUGAUGAGGAUGAAGAUAAGUAG